CGGCGGCGGCGGCGGCGGGCGCGGCAACGUCCCCCGGAAGUGGAGCCUGGGACUUCCACUCGUGCGUGAGGAGAGCGGAGCCGGAGACGAGACCAGAGGCCGAACUCGGGAUCUGACAAGAUGGCCGGGCUGCCCCGCAGGAUUAUCAAGGAAACCCAGCGUUUGCUGGCAGAACCAGUUCCUGGCAUUAAAGCAGAACCAGAUGAGAGCAACGCCCGUUAUUUUCAUGUGGUCAUUGCCGGCCCUCAGGAUUCCCCCUUUGAGGGAGGGACUUUUAAACUUGAACUAUUCCUUCCAGAAGAAUACCCAAUGGCAGCCCCUAAAGUACGUUUCAUGACCAAAAUUUAUCAUCCUAAUGUAGACAAGUUGGGAAGAAUAUGUUUAGAUAUUUUGAAAGAUAAGUGGUCCCCAGCACUGCAGAUCCGCACAGUUCUGCUAUCGAUCCAGGCUUUGUUAAGUGCUCCCAAUCCAGAUGAUCCAUUAGCAAAUGAUGUAGCGGAGCAAUGGAAGACCAACGAAGCCCAAGCCAUAGAAACAGCUAGAGCAUGGACUAGGCUAUAUGCCAUGAAUAAUAUUUAAAUCGCUUCGAUCCUCAAGUGUGCAUCACUUCUCCUGUUCUGCCAAGACUUCUUCCUUUUUUGUUUGCAUUUAAUGGACACAGUCUUAGAAACAUUACAGAAUAAAAACCCAGACAUCUUCAACCCUUUGGUGAUUAAAUGCACAUUAGCAAAUCUAUGUCUUGUCCUGAUUCACUGUUGUAAAGCAUGAGCAGAGGCUAGAAGUACCAUCUGGAUUGUUGCGAAACGUUUAAAAGCAGUGGUGCCUCUCUGCUUUUAUUCAUUUCCCCCAUCAUGGUUUAAGUAUAAAGCACUGUGAAUGAAGGUAGUUGUCAGGGUUAGCUGCAGGGGUGUGGGUGUUUUUCUUUAUUUUAUUAUUAUUAUUUUUUUUUUGGUGGGGGGGAAGGUAGUUUUAUUUUAAUUUUAUGGGCUCCUUUCCCCCUUUUUAUGGUGAUCUAAUUGCAUUGGUUAAAAGCAGCUAACCAGUUCUUUAGAAUAUGCUCUCUAGCCAAGUCUAACUUUAUUUAGACGCUGUAGAUGGACAAGCUUGAUUGUUUGAGCCAAAAUGGGAACAUUAAACAGACAUCACAGCCCUCACUAAUAACAUUGUGACCUUGCUGUCAAGUGUAGAAUCCUCCCUUCAAGAAAAAGCUUGUGACCAUUUUGUAUGGCUUGUCUGGAAACUUCUGUAAAUCUUAUGUUUUAGUAAAAUAUUUUUUGUUAUUCUA
Molecule: messenger RNA, 1285 nt
Organism: Cervus elaphus (red deer)
Lineage: Eukaryota; Metazoa; Chordata; Mammalia; Artiodactyla; Cervidae
Gene: UBE2N
Product: ubiquitin conjugating enzyme E2 N
Exons: 4
Coding region: 121-579 (152 amino acids)
Source: RefSeq, a predicted model, not a curated record